AAACCUAAAAUCAUCGUUUUCACGGGAACGAUCGGUGCUGGAAAAACUACAUAUGCAAAAAUGUUUCAAACAUAUCUUGAGUCGAAAGGAUUCUCUGUUAUUCAUAGGAUAGAAGCAAGUCUCGAAAUUCCUGAAGAAUUAAC
This is a messenger RNA of Racocetra persica, 143 nucleotides long. NCBI's taxonomy places the organism in Eukaryota, Fungi, Glomeromycota, Glomeromycetes, Diversisporales, Gigasporaceae. The record is from the annotation of a GenBank genome assembly.